Puma concolor (puma) is the source of this 3372-nucleotide messenger RNA. It is a transcript of the gene STARD13, whose product is annotated as StAR related lipid transfer domain containing 13. Gene Ontology annotation, biological process: regulation of Rho protein signal transduction; actin cytoskeleton organization; signal transduction. The record is from RefSeq and is a predicted model, not a curated record. Lineage: Eukaryota; Metazoa; Chordata; Mammalia; Carnivora; Felidae. Gene Ontology annotation, molecular function: protein binding; lipid binding; GTPase activator activity.
AUGUUCAGUCAGGGACCCAGGACCCCAGCUUCAGGCUGCUACUAUCUAAAUUCCAUGACACCUGAGGGCCAGGAGAUGUACUUGCGAUUUGAUCAGACUGCGAGGCGCUCUCCUUACAGGAUGAGCCGGAUUCUAGCACGCCAUCAGCUAGUGACUAAAAUUCAACAAGAAAUCGAGGCGAAGGAAGCAUGCGACUGGCUCCGUGCUGCUGGGUUCCCACAAUACGCUCAGUUGUAUGAGGAUUCCCAAUUUCCCAUCAACAUUGUGGCUGUCAAGAAUGAUCAUGAGUUUCUUGAAAAGGACCUUGUAGAACCUCUUUACAGACGACUGCAUACAUUGAACAAGUGUGCCUCAAUGAAACUUGAUGUGAACUUCCAAAGGAAAAAGGGUGACGACUCAGAUGAGGAAGAUCUCUGCAUCAGCAACAAAUGGACUUUCCAAAGAACCAGCCGCCGGUGGUCUCGCGUGGACGACCUGCACACACUGUUCCCCGGAGGAGACAGAAAUGGGUCAUCGGGAGACAUUAGGAUGAGGAACACCACCAGCAGUGAAAGUGUCCUCACAGACCUGAGCGAGCCCGAGGUCUGCUCCAUUCACAGUGAGAGCAGCGGAGGGAGUGACGGUCGCGGCCAGCCGGGCAGCCACAGCGCGGGCCGCGAGCCGUUCGACUGCCCCGGCCAGUCCUGCCCCGACAGCCCAGUCAUGCUGGACGCCACGUUUGUCAGCGGCAGCCUCCCACAGUCCCCCAGAGACGUUCUCAGCUACCCCCUCCACCCAAAGAAUGAGAAACCCACCAGGACCAGAGCCAAAUCAUUUUUGAAACGUAUGGAGACACUCCGAGGGAAGGGAGCGCACGGAAGGCACAAGGGGCCGGGGCGGACCGGGGGCUUGGUGAUCAGCGGGCCCGUGCUGCAACAGGAGCCAGAGGCCUUCAAGGCCAUGCAGUGCGUCCCCAUCCCGAACGGGGAUCUCCAGAGCUCGCCCCCCGCUGCCUGCACCAGAGGGCUCCUGAGCUCCGGCAAAUGGAGCGGGGAAAGCAGCCAGUCGUUAAACAGCGGUAGCGGGGUGAGCACGCCCGGCCCCAAGGAACGGAAAAGCCAGGAGGCCAACAAGCGCGGGGGCAUGUACUUGGAAGACCUGGACGUGCUGGCCGGGACGGCACUGCGGGACACAGGCGACCAGAACCACGCACACGAGUUCCAUUCCCAGGAGAACUUGGUCGUGCAUAUUCCCAAGGAUCACAAACCAGGAACGUUCCCCAAGGCACUCUCUAUUGAGAGCCUCUCGCCCACAGACGGUAGCAAUGGGGUUAACUGGAGGACCGGUAGCAUCUCCCUGGGCAGACAGCAGGGCCCUGGUGCCGGGGAGCCCAGACUCAUGGCGUCCUGCCACAGAGCAAGUAGAGUCAGUAUCUACGACAACGUCCCGGGCUCCCAUUUGUACGCCAGCACGGGAGACCUUUUGGACUUGGAGAAAGAUGACCUCUUCCCUCAUUUAGAUGACAUCUUGCACCACGUCAAUGGGCUCCAGGAGGUAGUGGAUGACUGGUCAAAGAACGUCUUGCCUGAGCUGCAAACACACGACGCACUGGUUGGAGAAUCUGGAUUAUGCCCCUUUCCAUCGCCUAAUCAGAUCACCUUAGAUUUCGAAGGCAACUCAGUCUCCGAAGGUCGGACAACACCCAGCGAUGUGGACAGAGCAUCUCUUAAUGAGUCGGAGGCCACUGGGGUCAGGGAAAGGAGGGAUUCUGGUGUAGGGGCCUCUCUGACCAGGCCAAACAGGCGACUCCGAUGGAAUAGUUUCCAGCUCUCGCACCAGCCUCAGCCGUCCACGGCACCCCACAUCAGCAACCAGACAGCCGGCCAGCUGAACCUGCUCCAGCGUUUCUCACUGCUUCGCCUCACGGCCAUCAUGGAGAAGUACUCCCUGUCCAAUAAACACGGCUGGACGUGGUCAGUUCCAAAGUUCAUGAAGAGGAUGAAAGUUCCUGAUUACAAAGACAAGACUGUCUUUGGUGUUCCCCUCAUAGUUCACGUGCAGAGAACGGGACAGCCCCUGCCUCAGAGUAUUCAGCAAGCACUCAGAUACCUGCGUAGCAACUGCCUCGAUCAGGUGGGUCUUUUUCGAAAAUCGGGCGUGAAAUCUCGAAUCCAUGCAUUACGUCAGAUGAACGAGAGCUUCCCUGAGAAUGUCAGCUAUGAGGACCAAUCUGCUUAUGAUGUGGCGGAUAUGGUAAAACAGUUCUUCCGGGACCUCCCGGAGCCUCUUUUCACCAACAAGCUCAGCGAGACCUUCCUCCACAUCUAUCAGUAUGUCCCCAAGGAGCAGCGGCUGCAAGCGGUGCAGGCGGCCGUCCUGUUGCUGGCCGACGAAAGCAGGGAGGUCCUGCAGACGCUGCUGUGCUUCCUGAGUGACGUGGUCAACUCGGUGGAAGAGAAUCAGAUGACACCCAUGAACCUGGCUGUGUGUCUGGCCCCCUCCCUCUUUCAUCUUAAUUUACUCAAGAAAGAAAGCUCCCCCAGAGUCAUACAGAAGAAAUAUGCCACCGGGAAGCCAGAUCAAAAGGACCUCAGUGAGAACCUGGCCGCGGCUCAGGGGCUUGCCCACAUGAUCACAGAAUGCGACAGACUGUUUGAGGUCCCACAUGAGUUGGUAGCCCAGUCCCAUAACUCAUACGUGGAGGCUGAGAUCCACGCUCCAACUCUAGAAGACCUGGGGUCCCAGCUGGAGGAGAGCGGAGCAACUUUCCAUAUGUACCUGGAACAUCUCGUCCAGGGGCUCCAGAAAGAAGCCAAGGAGAAGUUCAAAGGCUGGGUCACGUGCUCCAGCACAGACAAUACAGAUCUUGCUUUCAAAAAGGUGGGGGACGGGCAUCCGCUGAAGCUAUGGAAGGCCUCUGCGGAGGUCGAAGCGCCCCCCUCGGUGGUUCUGAAUCGUGUGCUGAGAGAGCGUCACCUGUGGGAUGAGGAUUUUGUGCAGUGGAAGGUUGUGGAAACUCUGGACAAGCAAACAGAAAUCUAUCAGUACGUGCUGAACAGCAUGGCCCCCCAUCCUUCCAGGGACUUCGUGGUUCUCAGGACCUGGAAGACGGACCUGCCCAAAGGAACGUGUACCCUGGUGUCCCUCUCCGUGGAGCACGAGGAAGCCCAGCUCAUGGGCGGCGUGCGGGCCGUGGUGAUGGAUUCUCAGUACUUGAUAGAACCGUGUGGCUCCGGCAAAUCGAGACUGACCCACAUCUGCAGGAUAGACCUGAAAGGUCACUCCCCAGAGUGGUACAGUAAAGGCUUUGGACAUCUGUGUGCAGCAGAAGUUGCCAGGAUUAGAAACUCUUUUCAGCCCCUCAUUGCUGAGGGUCCAGAAACUAAAAUCUGA